Molecule: messenger RNA, 1278 nt
Organism: Lichtheimia ornata
Lineage: Eukaryota; Fungi; Mucoromycota; Mucoromycetes; Mucorales; Lichtheimiaceae
Exons: 7
Coding region: 1-1278 (425 amino acids)
Molecular function (GO): protein binding
Source: RefSeq, a predicted model, not a curated record
AUGUCAAUCAUUGGCAUGCGUUCAACAGUAUCCACGCCAACAUCAUCACAUGCAAAUGGCUUAUCAGCUGGCCUGAACAAACCAAUCAUUAUCCCGCCACGAUCCUCUUCAUUAUUUCUACAGACUUCUCAGCACUCAUCACUGAUGCUACCAUCAUUUUCACGCCCUGGCGGUGCUCUUCCUCGCUCACACUCGACGACCAACCUUCAUGAUCUUGUUUCUGAUCUUCAUCGGCAACGAGAGCAGUAUCAAACACACAUGGCGAAUAAAGCGAAAGCGCGAAAAGAAAAGAAGUUUGAUGCAAGUACGAUCUCAAAGAAGCUUUCUCGGCAAGCAUCAUUCUAUUACCAAUUAGCAAAAAGCAAAUCAUUGAGAGGCAAACGAGCAGCAUCAUCCUCACCCAAAGAUGCACCCAAUACCACCACCACUACCACCACAAAGACACAACAACAAAAAUCAUUACAACAGCCAGCUGCACAACAGCCUGUGGAUAUGCCGCGGAUACAACGUGCUGAUUCGCGUGUCAGAGUGCAACAAGUUCUCCCGAUUCUUCAACCGUCGAGUGCAGAAAUCGAGGAACUCAGCGAACAACAACAACAAUUGGAGGAAUAUGAACAGCAACAGCAGCAGCACCUACAUGUAGUAUCAUCCAAGGUUGUUGACGAUACCCACGAUGUAUCAUCAUCAUUCCCAUCCAUGUUGCUGGAAACACCAACAAAUGCAUUGGUACCACCCGAUUCACCUGCUACGCCAUUGGAUGAAUGCAUUCAACGUGGUAUCCAAUAUCAUGAAAGUGGUGAUGUAGAUCGAGCUACGGCCGAAUUCAAGCAUGCAGCAGAAGAGGGAUCCCCUAUGGGCAUGUUUUUUUAUGGUCUUGCUUUACGCCAUGGAUGGGGAUGUGAAAAGAACGAAAAGCACGCGUUCCGAUACUUGCAAAAAUCUGCUGAGCAUGCUAUUGUCAACUUGGAGCAUUUUGUGGCAGACACAACAAGUGCUGAGCUGGUCUUAGCUUUAUACGAGCUAGGUGUCUCAUUCUAUCAUGGCUGGGGUUGCGAAAAGGAUCAAAAGGCAGCCGUGUUCUUUUACAAGAUGGCUGCUGACCUUGGUGAUGCCGAUGCACAAAACGAUUUAGCACAGUGUUAUCAUCAUGGUAUCGGUGUCAAAAAGGAUAUGCAUCUUGCAGCAAAAUACUAUCGCAAAGCAGCACGUCAAGGACGCGGCGUGAUGGGCAAUUCUUGGAUUUACAAACCCAAAUACGAUCGACGAAAUAGCUUUUGA